Molecule: messenger RNA, 1767 nt
Organism: Herpailurus yagouaroundi (jaguarundi)
Lineage: Eukaryota; Metazoa; Chordata; Mammalia; Carnivora; Felidae
Gene: MAPK3
Product: mitogen-activated protein kinase 3
Exons: 9
Biological process (GO): protein phosphorylation
Molecular function (GO): ATP binding; MAP kinase activity
Source: RefSeq, a predicted model, not a curated record
GGGGGCGGGGAGCCCGGGGGAGCUGAUGGGGUCGGCCCGGGGGUCUCGGGGGAGGUGGAGGUAGUGAAGGGGCAGCCGUUCGACGUGGGCCCCCGCUACACGCAGCUGCAGUACAUCGGCGAGGGCGCGUACGGCAUGGUCAGCUCAGCUUAUGACCACGUGCGCAAGACUCGCGUGGCCAUCAAGAAAAUCAGCCCCUUCGAGCAUCAGACCUAUUGCCAGCGCACACUGCGGGAGAUCCAGAUCUUGCUGCGCUUCCGCCAUGAGAACGUCAUUGGCAUCCGGGACAUUCUGCGGGCGCCCACCCUGGAAGCCAUGAGGGAUGUCUACAUUGUGCAGGACCUGAUGGAGACAGACCUGUACAAGUUGCUCAAAAGCCAGCAGCUGAGCAACGACCACAUUUGCUACUUCCUCUACCAGAUCCUGCGGGGCCUCAAGUAUAUCCACUCAGCCAACGUGCUCCACCGGGAUUUAAAGCCCUCUAACCUGCUCAUCAACACCACCUGCGACCUUAAGAUCUGUGAUUUUGGCCUGGCCCGGAUUGCCGAUCCUGAGCAUGACCACACUGGCUUCCUGACAGAAUAUGUGGCCACACGCUGGUACCGGGCUCCAGAAAUCAUGCUUAACUCCAAGGGCUAUACCAAGUCCAUCGACAUCUGGUCUGUGGGCUGCAUUCUGGCUGAGAUGCUCUCCAACAGGCCCAUCUUCCCUGGCAAGCACUACCUGGACCAGCUCAACCACAUUCUGGGGAUCCUGGGCUCCCCAUCCCAGGAGGACUUGAAUUGUAUCAUCAACAUGAAGGCCCGAAACUACCUACAGUCUCUGCCCUCCAAGACCAAGGUGGCCUGGGCCAAGCUUUUUCCCAAGUCAGAUGCCAAAGCCCUUGAUCUGCUAGACCGGAUGUUGACCUUUAACCCCAACAAACGGAUCACAGUGGAGGAAGCACUGGCUCACCCCUACCUGGAGCAGUACUACGACCCCACGGAUGAGCCAGUGGCCGAGGAGCCUUUCACCUUCGACAUGGAGCUGGAUGAUCUACCCAAGGAGCGGCUGAAGGAGCUCAUCUUCCAGGAGACAGCCCGCUUCCAGCCUGGGGCACUGGAGGCCCCCUAAACUGGACAGACACCUCUGCAGUUUGAGGCCUGGCCCUGCCUCCUGCCUGCCCCUCCCCUGCUGGACUGUUAGAAAAUGGACACUGUGCCCCGCCCAGACCCCCCCCCCCCCCCCCCCCCCCCCCCCCCGGGCAGACCGGGUCAGGGCGGAGGGUGGGCCUGGCCACCUUCCCUGAUUUUGCUCUGGCCUCCUGCUUCAGGCAGGCCAAGGUUCCCUCCGCCCCACCCCCCUGUCCCUCCCAGGACCUGAGGGGCUUAGGUGGCCCCCCACGCAAACUACCCUCUGCAGCUUGCCUUUGUCUACCCCGGCUAUCCCAGUCUCUGGUAGUUCUGGAAUGGAAGGGCUCUGGCUGUCCCAGGACCUCCUGAAGGGCAGUGAGGGGAUGGGGGACGCUGAGUAAGGGACUCAGGGCAAGCCCUGACCCACUAAAACCCCGCCCCAUUUUCCCCGAAGGAAUAUUCCUGAGGCUCAAGGGCUAGUAUCCCUGAGGAGCAGGGCCCAGGCCGAAACCCCCUCCCCCAAAGCUGCCACAUCUAACACCCCCUGCUGCCUGUGUGUGUGGGUGAACAGAAGUGGGGCUGGGGGCACGAGGAGAGCCUGGUGCCCCUGCCCACCCCUGUGCCUGUAUCUAAUAUAUAAAGAUAGAAACGUGUA